Messenger RNA from Trichoderma asperellum CBS 433.97, 671 nucleotides. Lineage: Eukaryota; Fungi; Ascomycota; Sordariomycetes; Hypocreales; Hypocreaceae. The record is from RefSeq and is a predicted model, not a curated record.
GCGUCUCUUGUAUGGAGAAACCGAAAAAGAAAAUACAGCAGAAUUUUCAUCGAACAAUCAUCACGUUAUUGUGAUACGGAUUUGGAAAACACUGGGGUCAGCCUCAGAGAAAGGAAAUUUUCCUCUUUCUCGUUCCCCGUUUGUCUCACAGAUCAGCAGAUGGAGCGUGCUUAGUGUAUCAUCUUUGUCUUUUUUUAUCCAUUCUCUGUGUGUUUUGAGCAUGAACUGGCAAGGAUCGGUGCAAGUAGCAAGCGUUUGGACUUCCAUUUUCAUCUUUGCUACCGCCGCGCGCUUGCGAUUCCUCUCGUGGCCUUAUCGCGAUAAACCGGGGCUGGUGGGUUUCGGAUUUCUCGCUAUACUAGCGAUAUUCAUGCAUGCACACAAAGUCGCUGCCUUAUGCAUGCAAAGGCGUGGAUUCUGUGGUAGCGAGCACUCUAGACUGGUCUAUUUGCGCCUGUUUCUUCUCAAUCUAGACUCUGCGUUCUGAGAUCGUCGUGGUGUCCUCUUUCGCUGUGCGCGGACGAAAGGACUGUCUGAGCUGUUUACAAUAAUAGCCUUACCUUACCACUUUUGUUAUAUUGUAUGUUGCAGCAUAAACCGCUCACGACUAGUCUCGCAGUAGUAUGCGGUGGACAUGCGGCAAGCACUGAAUUAGUAUAUUUAUUCAUGAG